Messenger RNA from Brassica oleracea var. oleracea, 795 nucleotides. Its product is annotated as photosynthetic NDH subunit of subcomplex B 4, chloroplastic-like. Gene Ontology annotation, biological process: photosynthetic electron transport in photosystem I. The coding region runs from base 156 to 623 and encodes 155 amino acids. The transcript is spliced from 5 exons. Lineage: Eukaryota; Viridiplantae; Streptophyta; Magnoliopsida; Brassicales; Brassicaceae. Gene Ontology annotation, cellular component: chloroplast thylakoid membrane; NAD(P)H dehydrogenase complex (plastoquinone). The record is from RefSeq and is a predicted model, not a curated record.
UAUGACAAGAGUUGAAGAGUGUGGAGGAUACUGGUUCCCUUAUCCACACAUGUUCUGUCUCCAAGAAUCUAAUCUUAAAGUUAAAAUAAUAAUAGAAAAAGGGUUGCGACAACACUGUGUCUUAUAUCCAAUUGCCACUGAUCAAAGAAGCAUCAAUGGCUGAAGCAUUCACCUUCACAAACCUUCAUAUCCCUUCUUCUUCAAGCUACUUGAAUGAGAAAAGGGGAAAGAAUCUGAUGAGAGGAAGCUUAUGUGUAAGAAAGGCACUGCCACAUGAUUUGCCACUAAUGGCUGUGAUGGUUCAACAAAUAGAAGGGAUGCGUGAUAUCAUUACAGAGAAACACGUCUGGCAUCUAAGUGAUAAAGCCAUCAAGAAUGUCUAUUUGUUCUACAUCAUGUUCACUUGUUGGGGAUGUCUGUACUUUGGUUCCGCAAAGGAUCCAUUCUAUGACUCGGAGGAGUACCGUGGAGAUGGAGGUGAUGGAACCGGAUAUUGGGUCUAUGAAACUGUAAAAGACAUAGAAGAGAAAGCAAGAGCAGAGUUAUGGCGUGAAGAACUUAUCGAAGAAAUUGAACAGAAAGUUGGUGGGUUAAGAGAGCUCGAAGAAGCUGUUACCAAGUAGACAACUAACUUGUAAAUCAUAAACAAACUAUGCACAUAGAUUUUAUUUCUUUGAUAACGGUCAUAAACCACUCUUCCAUUUAUAUAAUAUAUAUGUUAUCUGUAUCUUUGUUGUGUUGUGUGUUUCUGAAUCAUGGAAUGAACAUGUUAGGAGCAAUCGCCUCAUUCAGAUU